Molecule: messenger RNA, 4845 nt
Organism: Peromyscus eremicus (cactus mouse)
Lineage: Eukaryota; Metazoa; Chordata; Mammalia; Rodentia; Cricetidae
Product: zinc finger protein 58-like
Exons: 5
Coding region: 3123-4544 (473 amino acids)
Biological process (GO): regulation of transcription by RNA polymerase II
Molecular function (GO): DNA-binding transcription factor activity, RNA polymerase II-specific; RNA polymerase II cis-regulatory region sequence-specific DNA binding
Source: RefSeq, a predicted model, not a curated record
GCGGCACCCAGAGUCUGUGCUGUUCAGGUCUCAGAGGCUACGUUGGGUCUGUGGCUCUAACCACAGCCUGUAGAUAGUAGACUGUACUGCUUCUGAAGUGUAGUGCCUGCCUCCAACAGGCUCAUAAAGUCAGAGGGGUGACCAAGGGAUUUGACUCCAUGUGGUCACCUGGCUGCCUAAUGAGCAGCUAUCCCAACCUGCACUGACUUCUGAGGUCACUGGAAGGAAAUUAUGGUUGCUGGCUGUGAGUGUGGGCACCAUUUUAUAUGUUUGGACCCUGUGCAAUCUUUCUUCCAUAGCAAACCUGAGGCCUCAUGUAAUUAUGGCUGAACUACAUGCUCCAAGCUGGGAUAAAAUGACUCAAUGUGUCAUUUGCAUUUAUAUAAUCACCUUUUAUACCAGGAGAUAAGCAAUGGUAGUCUCAGUUGGACUGUUAGCCUGUUAGCUGUUCAUAAUCACACAAUGUCUUCUUUGGCUGUUCAUCUCCUUUUUUCUGUCUCAGAGUCAGGGGCACAGACUCAGGACAGGAGAGUUAACAAAGACUAUUGGGGUCCAGCCCCUCUAUAGUCUUUUCCCAGAGUUCCAGAAGAGACGCUACCAGUGGUGAAUUAAUUUAUCUGAGGGAUAAUUGAAUGAAUCUACAUAUAUGAAACUCUUUAGUCCAUUCACUUUAUUGUUCUAAGCCAAAAUCUCUCUACACAGCUUCAAUUCUGUUUUCAUACUUGGCUCCUGUCUAUCUCUUCCUCUCCUGUCCUCUCAAUGUUUGAAGAAAAAUCAAAAUGCCAAAUGUUUCAUUUGCUGUACACAAGGUCAUCUAAAAUGUGAUUGUACACUGGGCGGCGGUGGUGCAUGCCUUUAAACUCAGCACUCAGGUGUGGUGAUAUUGUGUGCCCCAACAUAUUGUCCACCUUAAUAAACUUACCUGGGGGUCACAGAACAGAACAGCCACCAGAUAUAGAGGCUAGAAAAUGGUGGCACACACAUCUUUAGUCCUAGCAUUCUGGAGGCAGAGAUUCAUCUGGAUCUCUGUGAGUUCAAAGCCACACUGGAAACAGCCAGGCAUGGUGACACACACCUUUAAUCCCAGGGAGUGAUGGCAGGAAGCAGAAAGGUAUAUAAGGCAUGAGUACCAGGAACUAGAGCCUGGUUAAGCUUUUAGGCUUUUAGCAGCACUUCAGCUGAGAUCCAAAUGGAUGAAACUCAGAGGCUUCCAGUUUGAGGAAACAAGAUCAGCUGAGGAAUGGCGAGGUGAGGUUAGCUGUGGCUGGUUCUGUUUCUCUGAUCUUUCGGCGUUCACCCCAAUACCUGGCUCUGAGUUUGUUUUUAUUUAAUAAGACUGUUUAGAAAUUCGGCUACACUCAGGAGGCAGAACCAGGCAGAUCUCUGUGAGUUCGAGGCCAGCCUGGUCUACAGAGCGAGAUCCAGGACAGGCUCCAAAACUACACAGAGAAACCCUGUCUUGAGAAACCAAAAAAACAAACAAAACAACAACAAAAACGGGAUUGUAAACUAGUUGUUCCUAGAAACAAUGUUUUUUGUAAGAAUAAUCCAAACAGAAUGCCCCUCCCUUCUGGAUUAUGCAGACUGUGUGGCAAUGGCAGGCACUGAACUAACAAAUGUAGAACAAUAAGGAACAGGCAAGGUAACCCUUUACCACUGGGAAAUACCUUGGGGGGCCUCUCACAGGACCCCAUGUCAAAUUUGGUUCAGUUCUUUCCUGUCAUCAUGGAGGAAGCUUCUUCUCUGAGCAAUUAAAUAAAGUACCUAAUGCUCAUUGUAAAAAAACACACUUCUGUGGGUGAUAGAGCAGGUAUAGAUGAGGAGCCACUUUGAGAUCUGGGGCACAUGACAUUUAAAAAUUUAAGUUUUCUGCAAUGAGCCAAGACCAUGUCUAAUAGCAACCUGUGAAGUCUCCAAAAGGAUGAUGUGGUCCCACAAUGAUGAUUCCACAUGGACUAUGAUAAUGCCACUAAGAUGACAAACACCACCCAAGGAUCGGCUUUGGACUACAAUCUGCACAGGACAAUUUUGAGUGACAAUGAGACAUGUUUGCUCCUGACAGCACCAAUCUACUUCAGAGAAGAUGAUGGGCGUUGAAGAAACUCCAUAUGGAAUUUACUUUCUUUGUGGCAAAGUUAGCCAGAUACUGGGCAAGAAAGUGCUUUUUUUUCCCUCGACUUCUGACAGUAUGCUGUCCAAAUGGACAAGCAGGACACAAAUAAAGGACUGCUCCACAGAAAAGUCUGUCAGAUACGCUAGCCCUGUAGGAUGAAGACAGAUGCCUUAACGUUGCAAAGGAAUCUUGGGUGACUGUGUAGGCAGCCAGGUGUUUCUGUCAUUUCUCACAAUUUUUGGAAGUCGCUUGCUUGCACUUCAUGGAACGUGCAGGGAUAGCUAAGUGGAAUUGGAACCCCACCAUAUACUCAUGACAGAACUAUAGGAAACUGGACUGUUUAGACAGUGUGAGCUAUCUGUGCUUCAGUCCUGAGUGAAUGACCCAGGACCAGUGACCCUUCACUAGGGAGGUAAGCAUGAGCUCCUAGCACACAGGUGGUGAAUAUGGACCUGAGUUUGUGAAAAACCAUGGAGACACUGGUAAAUUUCUAGUAGAGCUCUCACAAAAACUAAAUGGCUUACAGAAAUUACUAGUUGAAAGUUUUGAAGAGAAAGAAGUACAGGUGGAAAACUCCUGAGAUGUAUUAUGGGAGAUCUUUGCAAGUAAGUGUCAGAGAGUUGGGCAUUUAACUUUGUUCACUGUCUCUGUGUCCCUCAUCAAUACACUGUAGAGAUUCCAGUGUUCACACUAAACUGUUUUCCAAGCUGUGGAGUCAGAUCUAUGAAUGACUUACACAGAGUGUCAGUACAGAGGAACAGGAUUGUUUAUUUAUUAUUUAUUUAUUUGUUUGUUUGUUUGUUUGUUUAUUCGUAGGACAAACACAAUGUACUCAACUGCUUUAACCUGUGUUUGUUUUGUUUUGACUUUCCCUUUUUACAUAGAUACAGGGUCUCUUUAAAUUUUCCAGUCCAGCCUUUCAUCUCGGGUCCAUUUAUCAAGUAAGCUCCUAGCAGCUAGAAGCCGUCUGACAUACGACGGCUGGAUUCAAAAUCAUCUUCAAAAGGAAAUGCUGUCCUUCUGGGAUGUGGCCAUUGAGUUCUCUGCAGAAGAGAGGGAAUGCCUGGAGCCUGCUCAAUGGAAUUUGAACAGGGAUGUGAUACUGGAGAAUUACAGCAACCUUGUGUUCCUUGGUCUUGCUGUGUCUAAGCCACACAUGGUAACACUUUUGGAACAAAGACAAGAAUCUUCAGAUGUGAAGAGACAAGCAGCAGCCAACGUGCAUCCAGGAACAGUACCUGAUGAUUAUAACAUGUACAGAAAGGCCAUUGAUUGUAACUCACUAAUUAUGCAACGCCAGAGAAUUCAUACAAGGGAGAAACCCUACAAGUGUGAAGAAUGUAGUAAGGGACUUAGUUCUCAUAAAACACUUUCCAUACACAAGAGACUUAAUACAGGAGGAAAACCCUACACAUGUAAAGAAUGUCAUAAGGCCUUCAAUACUCGCUCAUCACUUUUUAUACACCAGAAAAACCAUACUGAUGAAAAAACCUACAAGUGUGAAGAAUGUGGCAAAUUAUUUUACUAUCCAUCAAUGCUGAAGCAACAUCAAAGUAUUCAUUCUGGAAAGAAACCCUACAAGUGUGAAGAAUGUGGCAAAUUAUUUUACUAUCCUUCAAUGCUAAAGCAACAUCAAAAAAUUCAUUCUGGAGAGAAGCCCUAUAAGUGUGAAGAAUGUGGCAAAUUAUUUUACUCUUCUUCAAUGCUGAAGCAACAUCAAAGUAUUCAUAGUGGAGAGAGAUCAUACAAGUGUGAAGAAUGUCACAAAGCCUUUCAUUAUUACUCAAGCCUUAAGAACCACAAAGCAGUUCAUACUGGAGAAAAACUCAACAAGUGUAAACUGAGAAGAAAAAGAUUUACUAAGCCUGCCUUCCACAUGGAGGACAAGGCAGCUCAUAUCACAGAGAAAGCCUACAAGUGUGAAGAGUGUGGCAAGUGCUUUUGCUCAUCUUCAUCCCUUAGAGUACAUCAAAAAAUCCAUUCUAAAAACAAUCCGUACAUGUGUGAAGAAUGUGGCAAAAAGUUUUCCUCCUUUGCACUCCUUCAACAACAUCACAGAGUCCAUACUGGAAAGAAACUGUACAAGUGUGAAGAGUGUGGCAAAUGUUUUUGCUCAUCUUCAUCUCUUAAAGGACAUCAAACAAUCCAUUCUGAAGAUAAUCCCUACACUUGUGAAGAGUGUGGCAAAAAGUUUUCCUACUUUGCACACCUUCAAGAGCAUCAGACUGUCCAUACUGGAGAGAAACCACACAAGUGUGAAGACUGUCACAAAGCCUUUCGUUAUCACUCAUCCCUUACUAAACACAAGAAAGUUCAUACUGGACAGAAACCCUACCAGUGUGAACAGUGUGGCAGAUGGUUUUCCUCAUCUUCAUCUCUUAGACGACAUAAAAAAAAGAAAAUUCAUUCUGAAGAAAAUCCUCAAAACUGAGGGGAAUGUACAAAGACUUUGUUAACUGUUUUAUCUGUACUCAGUACAUGAUAGAACUUAUAUGGGAGAGAAAUCCUACAAAUGUCUUAAAAAGUUUACUUCUCAACCCUUAAAAGAAAGCAAAUGAUUUAUUCUGGCUACAAACUCCCAUGAGUAUGUGAAGUGUGGUAAAAUCUUUGCUGAUAAUUCAGGUCUUAUCCACUCUAAUGUAUCCAUAGUGGAGAAUAUUAAGCUAAUUAUUUUUGCAAUAUCAACACAAACAUCUAACUUCCAAGAGCACUAAUAAAGUUAUCAGAGAACA